This is a messenger RNA of Didymodactylos carnosus, 474 nucleotides long. The record is from the annotation of a GenBank genome assembly. Lineage: Eukaryota; Metazoa; Rotifera; Eurotatoria; Philodinida; Philodinidae.
AUGUCAUUGAAUACGCAUUCGUCUUCCAAAACAUAUCGUCCACCAACACCUCUUCGAACAGUUAAUCGUUUAUCCAUGGAGAAUCGUACUAACUGUCGAACUUCUGCAUCGUCGAAAACUAUGAUUGCUGGUAACCAGGAUCGUUUAAAUGUUUUAAUUGAAAGUGUUAAGAAUUCAAAAAAUUCAUCCGUUCAACUUCUACUUCAGUUAUACAAUCGUAAACGUUCGUUAAUGGAAUUAGCACGUCGAAAUGAGCCGAAAAAUCAAUUGUAUCAUUGUGUACAAAUGGAAUUAUUUCAAGAACAAAUAUUCGAUAGUCUAUCAAAAAUUGUUUCCGAUAUGACAUUAGAAAAACAUCAAUCCAAGUUACCAACGUCACAAUGUUUCAAUAUUGAAAAUCUUGUUAUUGCUCAAAAAUUAUCUCCAAUUCGUCCACAGACUGCCAAAGUCAUUUUGUUGAGAAAAAAUUUGUAA